AUGCCUCCAGCUCCAGGACAGGAAGACGCCAUCAAGAGGAUGACAAAGAUCCUCAAUAACCUGUGGAGUCGAACCGACAGCGCUCCGUUCCGCGAACCUGUCGACUGGAGAGGACUAGAACUUUUUGACUACCCAAAAGUGAUCAAGAAGAUGAUGGAUCUGGGAACCAUCAAGCGCAGACUGGAGCGCAACCAGUAUGAAACCGCUCAUCAAGUCGCCGAGGAUAUUCGUCUGGUAUGGCACAACUGUAUGACUUACAAUGCUGAUGGCUCGGACUUUUGGCUCUUGGCUAAGAGUUAUUCGCGUCGAUUCGAAGAUAGAUACAGAAAGGUGAAGAAUGAAUUCGACGUGGGGGAAGAUCUGCACGAUGAAGAGGAUGAGAGCGAUGAAUCAUCAGAUGAAGGAGAAUCGUCAAAACGAAAAAGUUCCUCUAGCAAAAAAUCGAAGGAGCCAACGGAUGAAAAUGAAUCAACGCGUUCGGGAAAAAGAGACACCUCCCUGGACUCCAGAGCUCGAUUUGGUUCGAACAUUUUCUUGUUGAAUGGAAUAGAACUAGGGCAUGUUGUGACAACUCUUGAGCUCGAAUGUCCAAAUGCAUUGAUAGAAGACGGAUCGACACAGAUGGAAAUAAACCUUGAUGCAAUCCCUCAAGAAGUCUUUGAACGGCUAAGUGGAUUCAUUGAGUCCAAAAUUGGAAAGCGAAGCCUCUUGGAUAUCAAUCACGAGGACGACGAGUCUGAAGAGAGGAUCCCAAAAAAGAAGAAGAAGAAGAGCUAA
Molecule: messenger RNA, 777 nt
Organism: Cylindrotheca closterium
Lineage: Eukaryota; Bacillariophyta; Bacillariophyceae; Bacillariales; Bacillariaceae
Source: the annotation of a GenBank genome assembly